Molecule: messenger RNA, 1864 nt
Organism: Harmonia axyridis
Lineage: Eukaryota; Metazoa; Arthropoda; Insecta; Coleoptera; Coccinellidae
Product: heparan-alpha-glucosaminide N-acetyltransferase
Exons: 10
Coding region: 148-1803 (551 amino acids)
Source: RefSeq, a predicted model, not a curated record
ACUGUGAGAAAUUUAUUCCAGUUGAUUAUCUGCAGCACUCUGAUUGAUAUCAAUAGAUAAAGUUCUCGAACUUUUAUAUACAUAGGUGUAGUUCGGUUCCUAGUUUAUAUUGUUUGAAUCCUGGAUUUUCGUGAUUGAACAGGGAAUAUGUCUUGGUUCGAAAAUUACGGUGAUGAUUAUUUUGAUAGCCUGUUCAUGAAAAACUUGAAUAGAGAUGAAGCUUAUCUCAGAAUAAUCAAUAACGGAAAGCAUAAGCCAGUCUAUCUACUACAAUCACAUAGGGAAUGUUUAGAAUGUGACUUCUACAAGCAAUGGACGAUUUAUGCAGAUGAGGUCUUCCAAGUGAAUUCUAAUUAUAAAUAUAAAAUUUCUACCUCAGAGUUUGAUAGCAAGAAGGAAACUUUAUGUAAUAUUAUGGAACCUAUGGGUGAAUUUGGUGUUUAUAAUUUGACGUUCAACGACACAAAUUGUUUUUUUCAAACGGAGAAAGAACCAGUUAACAUUUAUUUGCCAAUAAUAGGCGUUUUCUUGAUAUAUGCUAUAUUGAUCUGCAGUAUUGCGACAGUCCAGAGAUUAAUUGGAGAGUUUGGAAAAACCGAGUCUGUAGAAGAAUCUUCUCCUAAAAAGGCUAGAAUAAAAUCAUUGGAUACUUUCAGAGGAAUAUCUAUAGUGACCAUGAUAUUCGUAAAUAUGGGAGCUGGAGGAUAUGCAAUAUUAGAUCAUGCUCCUUGGAACGGUUUUCAUUUGGCAGACUUUGUGUUUCCGUGCUUCUUAUGGAUAAUGGGAGCUUGUAUUCCUAUUUCUUUGACUUCUAGCUUCAAAAAAGGAAUCUCAAAUGGUAAACUCAUUGCAUCUGCAGCCAAAAGAUCUAUCAAGCUAUUCUGCAUAGGAGUAUUUCUGGGUUCUGGUAUUUACCUCGAUAAGUUUAGAGUCAUGGGUGUCCUACAAAGAUUCGGAAUCUGUUAUUUCGUGGUGACUCUCAUAAGCAUCAUUACGUUGAACAGAUCAAAACUGAUCAAUUCCGAAAAAGUGAAACCUCGAUGGAGUACAAGUUUAGAAACUACCUUAUUUGGUUGGAUACCUGCCGUAUAUGCAGCAGUACAGCAUUUGUUGAUAGUUUUCUUGGUGGCCGAGGAUGGUUGUGAAAAGGGCUAUUUUGGUCCAGGUGGUCUUCAUCAACAUGGUAAAUAUGAAAACUGCACAGGUGGAGCCACAGGGUUUUUAGAUAGGGCGAUACUGAAAACACAUGUUUACCAAUUUCCUACAUCAUUCGAAGUAUACAAUUCACAACCAUUCGAUCCUGAAGGACUCGUAGGUUGCCUCAAUUCAAUAUUCCACACAUUCAUAGGAGUACAAGCAGGAGUAAUAUUAUUAGUUCAUAAAGAUCAUACUUCGAGGCUUGCACACUGGUUAGCUUGGGCUAUAGCUUGCUUCGUUUUAGGAGGAUGCUUAUGUGGCUUUUCUAAAGAAGAUGGAAUGAUCCCAAUCAACAAGAAUCUUUGGUCCUUAUCUUUUGUAUUCAUAAUGUCAACUGUUGCUUUCCUUUUGCUGGCAAUCUGUUAUGUUUUGAUAGACAUGAAGAACUUAUGGCGGGGUCAGCCCUUCGUCUAUGCUGGCAUGAAUUCGAUUUUGAUGUACAUUGGUCACUCAGUAACUGGAAAAUUCUUUCCCUUUGCAUGGCAAAUAAACGAUUACGACACACAAACUCAUUUCCUAUAUCUUAUGCAAAAUGUUUCAGCUACAGCAAUUUGGAUGUAUAUCGCUUAUUAUUUAUAUAAAAUUAAGUAUUUUUUCACUGUAUAGAAUGAAUGGAAUUAGCAAUCUGUUAUGAAUAGAUAUAUUUGAAUAAAUGAUUGUUACAGAA